Molecule: messenger RNA, 744 nt
Organism: Tarenaya hassleriana
Lineage: Eukaryota; Viridiplantae; Streptophyta; Magnoliopsida; Brassicales; Cleomaceae
Exons: 5
Coding region: 111-554 (147 amino acids)
Biological process (GO): proteasome assembly
Source: RefSeq, a predicted model, not a curated record
CGGAAAAAAAAAACACGAAAUCAAACGAAAAUAAUUUAGAAUUUAGACUCGGGGCAAAUUCGGUCAGAACCCGAAAGCAAAGAACGUCGAAUUUCUUCGGAACAGGGUCAAUGGCUCGCAGCGAGGAAGCUGAGUACGAAGACGUUGUCCGGUCUGUUGCCGAUGUGAAGAUCACCGGCGACGGAGACGGCGUCCACGUCUCCUGCUUCUCUGAGGUUUCCGACGACGUCACACUCUUCUUCCAAAUUAUCCGUCUCCCCAAUCAGAUAUACGUGUGGGUUGGUUGUAACUCCGCCAGAUUUGGGAAUAUGUACGCCGCUGCAUCUACCCGACCAAGCAAUACAGUGAGUAUUGCUUCAAUACUCGGAGGAACAUCUGAUAACACUGGCUCCGGCAUUGCUCGUAGACUGGUGUUGAAGACUGGCCUCAAUAUCAUCCUGGCUUGCAAUAUCCCCAAGAACAGUCCUUUGCUUGAGGCAAAUGCAGAGAAAGUGUUGAUUAGAAAGUUGAUUGAUCUGGGUUACACAAAGUUAGCACCUUCAAGGUCCACAUAGUUCAAAAGGGCAUGUAUUAUCAACUUGGCUGCUCGCUGUGAGUUUGUUUUCGCCUCUUAUGUUAAAGGAAGGUUCAUCUGUAGAGCUCCUGGACUUAGAAAAGAUGUUCUCCAAACAUUUUGAUUGAUUGAAGUUUCCGGUCUCUCCAUAUGUUUCGGUAAAAUCAGAAAUUCAAAGAAGUGGCUUCUCA